This is a messenger RNA of Trametes versicolor FP-101664 SS1, 1530 nucleotides long. RefSeq lists its product as uncharacterized. NCBI's taxonomy places the organism in Eukaryota, Fungi, Basidiomycota, Agaricomycetes, Polyporales, Polyporaceae. The record is from RefSeq and is a predicted model, not a curated record. Bases 1 to 1530 code for a protein of 509 amino acids. The transcript is spliced from 4 exons.
AUGUCCCUCUCUACCAGCACCACCACGACAUAUGACCUGACCAAAUACUCGAGGGCAUACAACCAGACCCCGAGUAGUACCCAGUCAGACCAGGGCGAGCUGCAAUGGCAGCACUUCGUCAAUCCCAUCAUCAGGCUCACGAUGGAAACCCGGAAAUCGCUCGACGGCCACCUCGAGUCGUACCGCCUCAAGAUCGUGUGGACAUUCAGUGCAGGGCUGGACGCCAUGGACGUCGACCAGCGUGAAGUCGGCUUUGAAGACCUGGACUUGGUCGCGUACUCCUCUCUGCCCUCUCUUCAGACGCCGCAAGGCAUGCCGCUAAAGGCUGUCUACCAAGAAGGCGUUGUGGGCAUACGCUACCAGCACCCUCGCAUUGCACCGCCCGGGACAACACCGCAAUACCGCCGUUUCCAGGUGGUGUUCGACAGCCCCCUCGCGGCGACCGCAUUCAUAGAGUCCAUCCGCUUCAUCUGCCCGUGCAAGGCCAACGCCCCGCCUCCUCCCCGCGUCGCGCAGCGGGCGUCCGUUGCACAAAGCGGAUACACAGCUCCGCAGAACUCGCAGAUGCCUGCGCCCUCCCCAGCCCGUCCUACCGGCCGACCAGCUCUCAAGCAAGCAAUGUCAGUAGCACCAGCACCAGAGGACAACUCUGCGUCCGCGAUCAGGCGCGCGGGAACGACGCUUUCGUCAUUCGCUACUCUGUCCGACGCCGCCUCGAACUGGGAGGUCCCUCCGGCGCCGUACUACUUCACCCAGGCGGCUCAGGUGCAGGCGGUGUCCGUUUCCCCUGCGUAUUCGUCCGGUUCUGGCGUGGGCUCCGUGCGCGAGGACCCCUCUUAUGGUUCGUCCCGCCCGUCUUCUGCUGUUGCUCAUCACUCCUCGUCUUCUUCUGGACCUUCUCCUGCUAUUCCUGCUGCUGCUGCUGCUGCUGCUCCGACUCCUGCUCACGCUCAACCACCCACCCCGGUCUCUGUUGCUAUAUCUGUUCCCGUCUCUGCCGCUGCCCCCGCCGCUACUCCAGCAAGCUCCACUUCCACCGCCCGCCCACCGCAAAUCCAGCCCUCCACGACCCCGCUCGCGCACACCGGGUCCAGCGACUCCCUUCCGAGCUCGUCCUUCCCGACCUCGAGCUCCUCGCCCCGCAUGCGCCCGAGCUCGCCGGACCUGAUGCCCCCGCCCCCGGUGCCUGCUAUCGUCUCGAGGAUAUCGACCCCCUCUCCGGCUGUUACGCAGGCUGCUGUGGUCUCUGCUCCUGUUCUUUCUCCUGUUGUGCCUAUCGUAGCUCCGUCGACGGCGGUCUCGACGCCCCUGGAGGUUCGUGCGGAACCUGCUACUGUCGACUCCUUUGCCGGCGCGGUGCCCGCUGCGGACAUCAUGGCGAGUUUGCGGGAUAGUGCGGGUCUGUACGCGCUCCCAAAGGAAGAGCUUGAGAAGCUCGUCGCGGAGGUGAUCCGCGAGGAGGGCUUUGCGGACCUGAUGAAGGCGUUGGAUGGGAUGUGGAGGGUGAAAGGGCUGGCUGGGGCCGUCUGA